AUGCCUGGCUUACAAACCACGGGAUUAUCAUCAACGCAACGGAGUUGCUGUGCACUUUGCAGACUAUACCACUUGUGUGAGGGAUUGUUCAGUCCUGAAAAUGGCAUAAUGGACGACCUCAUAUUGUCGAUGGCUGGAAGUACACAUGAUUAG
Plasmopara halstedii is the source of this 153-nucleotide messenger RNA. RefSeq lists its product as uncharacterized. Lineage: Eukaryota; Oomycota; Peronosporomycetes; Peronosporales; Peronosporaceae. The transcript is spliced from 2 exons. The record is from RefSeq and is a predicted model, not a curated record. Bases 1 to 153 code for a protein of 50 amino acids.